AAAAAAAUCAACAAAGGCUCCCAAUCACACCAAUAAUUUUCCAUCAAUUCAAUAAUUAAACACACACAAAAAAUCCCAAAUUUAUUUUUAAUAGUAAAUCAUCAAAUUUAUACAAAUCAAUCUCCUUUUACAGAGUUUUGACCAAGAUGACACCUGUUGGUCCGUUUGUUAAAGCUUCUAGGCCUGAUGACGGAUCUUCAAAAAGGUCUAGUGAAUUCCAAAGUAAGCAGCAGGGAUGCCCUAUGAGUAAGGAAGUCCAAAAUAAGCAGCAGGGAUGCCCAAUGAGUAAGGAAAUCCAAAAUAAGCAGCAUGGAUGCCCGAUGAGUAAGGACACUCAAAAUAAGCAGCAUGGAUGUCCGAUGAGUAAGGAUACUCAAAGUAAGCAGCAGGGAUGCCCAGUGAGCAAGGAAACUCAAAAUAAGCAAGAUUCUGGAGAGUCCAAUGUCAUUCCUGCAAAAUGCCCUUUUGGAUAUGAUUCUCAAACUUUCAAGCUGGGCCCAUUUAGUUGCCUAAUAUGCCAAGCACUACUCUUCGAUAGUAGCAGAUGUGUUCCCUGUACCCACGUCUUUUGCAAAGCAUGCAUAUCACGUUUCAAUGAUUGUCCUUUAUGCGGUGCUGACAUUGAGAAAAUAGAAGCCGAUGCAAAUCUUCAAAGUGUAGUGGAUCGCUUUAUUGAUGGUCAUGCUAGAAUUAAGCGGUCCCCACUUGAUACAGAUGAAAAGCAAGCAGUUGGUGAGAAGAAAACAGUGAUAUAUGAAGAUGUCUCCUUGGAGAGGGGUGCUUUCUUGGUUCAACAAGCUAUGAGAGCAUUUCGUGCAAAUAACGUAGAAAGUGCAAAAUCAAGACUAAGUAUAUGUGCACAAGAUAUCCGAGAACAGUUGGAAGUAGCAGGGAACACAUCUGAGCUAUGCUCACAGUUAGGAGCUGUACUGGGCAUGCUUGGUGACUGCUGUCGUGCAAUGGGAGAUGGUAAAUCUGCAGUUGCUUAUUUUGAUGAGAGUGUCUCAUUCCUUUCAAAAGUAGAAACAGAUGACCUAGAGGUCACACAUACGCUUUCAGUUUCCUUGAAUAAAAUUGGCGAUCUUAAGUAUUAUGAAGGUGACUUGCAAGCUGCGAGGGACCACUACUUUCAGGCUUUAGAAGUUCGUCGAAAUGCUAUCAAGGAUUCUUCUAAAGCUCCAUCUCAGGUUCUUGAUGUGGCUGUAUCUCUUGCAAAAGUUGCCGAUGUUGAUAGAAAUCUUGAUGCAGAGGAUGCAGCAACAGAAGGGUUUCAAGAAGCCAUAAGCUUGUUAGAAUCUUUAAAAAUUAACUCUGAAGAAAAUGCACUCGAACAGCGGCGACUAUCGGUGCUAGAUUUUCUUAAUAGUCAACUCUCCAAGAAGCAAUCUGACUGAAUUUCAAAUCGGAAUGAUGAGCCGUCUCUCACUUCUCCAUAGAACCACUAGCUUUCCAGUUUAGUGAGUUCAUAGUAGGGGCUGUUGAAGUUGAUAUAUCCCUUUCCUUAUGUAAUAUAAGGAGCUAAGUCGUACAUUGCUCAAGAAUAAUCUGUAAUGCUCAUUUUCUGGUUUUUCUUGUAUGUACUAUGAAGCAUUGGAGGUGAGCAUUUUGGUGUGUACUGCAGCACAUUUUGUAUCUUGUACUGUAAUUGCUCGUGUAAAUAAACCUAUAUUGUAACUUUUGAAACACUUUUUUAUGGUUCA
This is a messenger RNA of Erigeron canadensis, 1700 nucleotides long. Its product is annotated as protein NCA1. The record is from RefSeq and is a predicted model, not a curated record. Gene Ontology annotation, biological process: protein ubiquitination. Gene Ontology annotation, molecular function: ubiquitin protein ligase activity; protein binding. Bases 147 to 1394 code for a protein of 415 amino acids. The transcript has 8 exons. Lineage: Eukaryota; Viridiplantae; Streptophyta; Magnoliopsida; Asterales; Asteraceae.